AUGGAUGAUCUUCAAAAUACUGUUGCCUUAAUGGCAACAAAAUUAUCUGUACAUAAUAAUUCAAAGCCAUUAACCAGUACAGAAACUGUUACUGUUCGCUGCCGUCAUGUUAUCAAACAAAUUCCUAGACGUUAUGUUACAGCUUACAUCUUAUCAUUAGCACAAAAACAAUGCUUAAACCUUGAAAAGGAGAGUUUUUCAUUUUUGAGUUACGUCCCAGAAGUAUGGACAAAUUUAAUGGAUAUUUUACGAUCUAUGAAUACUGAUAACUAUGAUUUUGGUUAUAUACAAGCCAUCACAUUGGAAACACUUAAAAAAGCAAUUAAAUUAUGUCAUGAUACAAUUGAUAAAACUGUCUGUGAAUACUUUUAUUCACGGGCUUCAUUGAAUUCACUCAACUUGAUAUUGGAUACACAUUCAAUUGUCAAUAGACGAAGACGUCAAGAAGAUCGUUGGUUCGCUGUAGCUGAUCUGUUAUCUUAUGUACCUUUACAGCAUAAAAGUAAUACUGACCAAUCACUUUUCAAUAAAUUUUCACCAAUCACUGCAUUUGGUAUUUUCGAUGGUCAUAAUGGUCCUGAAGUGGCUGAGCAUUGUUCUCAUCUUACACCAUAUCUGCUUAGUUUAGAAUUACAACGACAUAUUCUCUCCUCUGGUAUACAUUGUAACUAUUCUAAGUCUAUACCAGAUAUAUUGGCUGAAGUCUUUCAUCGAUUGAAUCAAUCAGCUAACAAUGGAAGAGCACAAAAGUGUUGGAAUUCUGGUACAACAGCAACAGUGUGUACAUUUGCUGGUGAUACUAUUUGUACAGCAUGGGUUGGGGAUUCACAAGCUUGGCUUGUUUUCCCUUGUACAAAUGAUAAUAAUGAGGCUGUACGAAAAUUACUAUCCAACAUCAAUUGUUGUUGUUCACGCAAUGGUAUCCAGAAUAAUAAAUUGUAUCAUACUACUAGUUUUCAUGAACCAGAACGUAUGACUGUUCUUAUGGAAAUCCCGUCAACAGACAGAAACUCAGAUAGUAAUAAUAAUAAUAAUAAUAACCCACGUGUUAUCAAGUCAACAUCCUUGAAUAUUAUGACUGAUCAUGUAUCAUUGUGUAAUGGUAAUAUACCAACUAGUCAAAGUUCACCAAUCAUUGAACGGCAUCAGAAACACUCUCAGUCAUCACUAGCAACAACAGCAGCAAUGCUAAUAAAACAAUCUAAAGAUGAUGGAACAUUAGUCCAUCAAGAGAAUCCAACAAUUCAUUCUACUUUAGAGAUGAAUGGACCCUUGGGUAUACCAUUGACCGAUUGUAUCCAUCGUCCAGAAUCACCUUCUGAAUUUGUUUCUGUCCUAAGAAUUGGUGGUUCAAUAUCUACUGAAAUUGGUUCAGAGAAUAGUUCAUCUAUAGAAAAUGAAAUUUUUUUUUCACAUACACCUAAAGGUUCUUUGACAAAUUUAACUAUUGUACAUGAUGUAAAAGAUAAUUUUUCCAAUCAUAAUUGUUAUAAUAAACGUGUUUCUAUUCCACCAUUGAAUAAUCCAGGAUUAAUUGAUUGUCGUGUAGGUUGUUUAUCUUCAGUUAGUCGAUCAAUUGGUGAUAAUGAAACAGUAAUUGGUUUAAAUGCUUUACCAUCAAUUACAUUAUGGUCAGUUAAACAAUCUUAUUUGAAUAAUUCAAUAACAAUGCCAUUAUGUUUAAUUAUAGCAAGUGAUGGUUUAUGGGAUGUACCAGGAUGUUCUGGUCCAGAGAUAUCUUUAUUAGCUUGGUAUUGGUAUAAAGAACAUAUUGAUGAAAGAAAAGAAUGUUUAAAUUAUAAUUCUUUCUCUGAAUUUUUAAUCAAUUUAGCUAUACAAAAUGGUGGAUCAGAUAAUAUUACAUGUAAUGUAAUAUGGUUACAUAAAUGGAAACCAACCAAUUUAAAAGGUUGGAAUAUUGACUAUCCUAUAUCAUCAUCUAGAAUUAGAUGGCCAAGACAUUCACGUGUUACAUCAUUAAUCAACUUGAACUCUUCUAAUGAUAUUUUAUUCAGAGGUCCAAGUGAUUAUAUUUAUUCACAAAUGAAUCAAUCAAUCAAUGAAAAUUACUCCAAGUUGAAAAGAUCAUCAUCAUUCAAUAAUAAUAUAUCUAAUCAUUAUAAUUCAUUGACACCACGUUACUCCAGUCCACCACGUGAUAUAAUCUAUGAUUCAUAUUUAUAA
Molecule: messenger RNA, 2184 nt
Organism: Heterobilharzia americana
Lineage: Eukaryota; Metazoa; Platyhelminthes; Trematoda; Strigeidida; Schistosomatidae
Source: the annotation of a GenBank genome assembly